This is a messenger RNA of Lampris incognitus (smalleye Pacific opah), 2160 nucleotides long. Its product is annotated as syntaxin-binding protein 4. The coding region runs from base 23 to 2101 and encodes 692 amino acids. Lineage: Eukaryota; Metazoa; Chordata; Actinopteri; Lampriformes; Lampridae. The transcript is spliced from 21 exons. Gene Ontology annotation, molecular function: protein binding. The record is from RefSeq and is a predicted model, not a curated record.
UUUCUUACUUGUUUUGGAUGCCAUGUCUCUGCUGAAACAGCGCGGGAGAGAACUCGAGCGCUUCGACGGACUGUCUCUCAUCUACUGGACACUUAUGGGCCCGUACGGGGUAGAUCGAGCCGUGCACUCCAUGGAGUUUACAGACUGUGAAAAUGGUCUGGGAAUUAAAGUGAUAGGUGGGGUAAAGGAGCCAACAGGCGAAGAGUUUGGGGUCUAUGUCAAACGGAUUUUACCAGGUGGCCUUGCUUCAAAUGAUGGAAACCUCCAGCCCGGAGACCAGAUCCUGGAGGUAAAUGGGGACAGUCUAAUAGGAGUAACGAGUGAAAGAGCUGUGGACAUCCUAAGGGCCGCCUCUGCAACUAAUCACAUGCGCCUUCUGAUUGCCAGAGAUGAGGAAGCAAAGAGGGAAUUUGCUGAACUGCUGGAAAAGUAUGGAUCGAAUGGCAGCACAGGGUCAACACGUAACUCUCCCAUCCAGCAAGGAGGUCGAUACCUGGAUAGCACAUCAUCUGGAUCCUCAUCUCGCUCCCAGAGUCCUUUGCUGUUGAGUCCAGUCGCUUCCCAGAACAUGUUUAACAACGGUGGGCCUCUACUGCGUUCCUUCAGUCAUCCAGGAGAGGGGGUGAUCCAACUUAUUUCAGUGGUGCAUUCUAGUGGUCUGGGGAUCACUAUUGGAGGUGGCUCCAACCGCCCUGAUGGCCCUGCUGUUUUCAUCCAGGAGAUGUUGUCUGGAGGGGACUGCCACCGGGAUGGACAUCUGAGGCCAGGCGAUCAGCUCAUUGCUAUCAACAAGGAGUCCUUAAUAGGUGUCACUUAUGAGGAAGCCAAAAGCUUGCUGAACAAAGUAAAACUCGGCCAAGAUGGUGUGGUUGAAAUCGCCUUUAUCCCUUGUAAGGGGCCUCUCCCCAGCAGCACCUCUCUCUACAGCGGGGUCCAACGUGGCGUGGGCAACAGCUACAGCUCUGGACGUCUAAAAGUCCAUGUCAGAUCACCUGAGAUUCAUACAGAGGAGCCAGCACCAGUGGCUUCCCCUUCCCCUGAUAUCUGCCCACCAGAUAUUCAUGUUCCAGGCCCAAACAACACCCAAAUAUCAACGUCAGGGGCCAAACCCAAGAUUACCCUGGAUCCUCACAUACGACUCAAAUCAGACAAGUUGGACCUGGCUUUGUCCUUUUUGGGUCUGGAAGCCACAGAGGAGAAGAAGGCGCAGUUGAGACAGAGUCUUACCGCAGAUCCACAGGGCACUGUUGCAUAUGGAGAAUUUGUGGAGGCCAUUCGCAAUGUUUUCCAAGAAAACCUGGAGGAGGUGGGCCUAGUGCAUGUCCCAUUUAUGUUCUCCUAUCACGAAGCAGCAAGCCUGAUGGACACGUCAGCAUUCCACUCCCCUACGUAUGAGUCUGAAUGCAGCUACAGCAGUGAGGAGAUGGAACAGUUUCAUACAGAGGUGAAGCAAUUGCAGACACAAAUGAAGCAGCUCAAGGUGAUGUUGAAGGAUACAGAGUACAGCAAGAAGACUCUGGAGGAGGAACUGCAGAAGACCUCAGAGAAAGCGUGUCUAACUGUGGAGGAGAAUAGUCGUCUGAAGAGCCGUCUGCAGGCGGCCGAGGCCGAGGCGGCACAGCGGCAGGCCUACAGCGCUGAGCAGGACUAUGAGGAGGUCAUUCAGCUGCUGGAGGCUGAAAUCAAGGAUCUGAAGAACCAGCUGGUGGGCAAGAGACAACCACACGGCCUUGAGACCUCCAAGGGAGAGGUGAUGGAGCUGAACAGGAGGCUGAUGGCCAUCGACGGCCAACUGAAGAGGUCAGAGCUGAGCAGGAAACACCUGGAAAUCUCCAACAAGAAACUGCUGGGCUUUGCACAGAAUGUCCAUAAAGUACUGACAACUCCCAGCUUGUUCGCAGGGGAAAACUGGAGCAACAGGCCCUUUCCAGCAAUAGACAGCCCAGACAUCCCAUCGCCCCUCCCUGACCCAGCUUUCCAGCUAGCUGUCGAGGCCAAGGAGUUGGUGGAGGGGCUCCAUGCCCUCCAUACUCACAACACAGCACAACUGAGUGAGACGGAGGCGGUGGCUGUCCUGGAUGUACGCACGCACCAUAUCUAGUCGGCCUGUGAUAAACCUCCAGGGAAGAAUGCAUGGAGAAUGUGAGCAGAGGGAGUCGG